GGAGAAAGCGUAGCGGGGAAACUGAAAACGCAAACGGGGGGACAAUGGCGGCGGGGCCUGGUGUUUCUAUGCAGAGCGGUAGCCCUGCAAGAGAACUUUCUCUCUCGGUUCAGCAAGGGGGGAACCAGCCGCAUGGAGAUCGACCCAAACCCGAGGAGGUUACAGGUAGGAACAUAUCCCGGGGUUUAUUUUCCCCGUCUUGUCUUUAAAUUUCCUGUUAUGAGGUCCUGGCUCUCCUGAUUGGACGACUGAUGCUAACCUCGGCUAAUGCUAACUCAUAACCGAAUGGACAGCCUUUACACAUUAUUAUAAUGUUUGACAAGGAAAUUGGGGUAUUUUACGAACUCUUGCGUGCAAUUUCGACAGUUAACGUGAUUGAAAUGUGUAUAAUUGUCGAAAAGUAGUGUCGGCAAUGAGUAGUCAACGGCUAGUUCCUCGAAGUCAGUAAAUGGCUAACGUUAGUGUUAUCAAAUCUAACUUUGUAUGAAACACAAAAGUCACUAGAAGCAAAUAAUUGGCCCCCUCAAAGUUCAUAUUAUCACUUUUAACACAUGGGUUGCAUGAAGCUGAAAUUAAGGCCACUUACCAAACAAAAGAAAUAAGUUGGGGCGUCGAAGUUGUGACAGAUUUUGAUAACAAACAUUUCACCGUGAGUUUCUUCGACUUUCUGUAGGACCAAACAAUCUUUAACGCACCUGGGACUAAUUUUAUAGUUUUUUUAGAGGUCACGUGACUUGACUGAUUAACGUCGUCGUUUUGUUUUUAAAUUAUGUUAAGAUUUAAUGAUGCCACAACUAAAACACUCAGGAAAACAGUGAUUUUGGGGUAAAUAAAGACAGACUUUUGACAUAAGUUUCAGUGAAUCUUGCCAACAUUCAAAUAUAUAAUACUCUUGUGAUCAGGGGCUGACAGAUAUUGGUUUCUUGGGGCCUAUACUAAUAGCAGUUUCUGUGACUGGUAACCUGUAUUACAAACCAACAUGCAUUUGCAGUAGGAUGUGGACCAGGCUAGGCUACUGUAUAACUAGUUGUUGUAGAUAAAUGUGUACAAGAGCAAUAAAAGUGAGUUUUUAUUCCACAGGUCAUUAAAUUAAGCUGUAAAACUUCUAAAAGUUUCCUCUCAAGAAAAAGUGUUUGGUGGAACAGUGACAUGAGACGAGAGCGAACAGCCCAUUUUUUAAUCACUUAGUUUUGUUAAGAAAAGUGAAUUUUAACUUGGGAAGGUGGCGUACACUACUGACCUGCAAUAAGUCCUACCUUUAUGAUCUCUAUAAUUUUAUAUAUUGGAUUAGAAAUGUAGUUUAAUUUGGGGAGGGGUUGUUUUGUAGUUUUUAUGUGCCACACAAAAUGAAUCCUUUUUUUUUUUGUUUUUUAAACCUCUCUAUAUAUAAAAAGUUGUACAUCCAACAAAAGUUUCCUUUUUUAAGAGUGGGGAAAGUCUGCUAGGCCUGUUAGGCAGUCCCUGUAAAUAUGUUCCUUUUGUGAUAUUUAGAAUGAGUUCAGGGUAAGUAUUACUAUUGAAAUCCAUUUACAUUUGCUGAUCUUUGAAAACGUUUGAUAUUUGUGAAACUCAAAUAUAAAAUUGUAGUUUCUAUGACAUGAUGUUGGACCAGAGAAAGCUUCUCAAGUCAUACAUGUAAACCUGCGUAUUCAGUUGAAUGAGUUCUCUGUACAGUAGUGAGGAGGCAUGAAAUAUCUGAUUUUGGCUAUGGAUGUAUUUAACUAGCUGGAUGAGAUGUUUCACUCCUGUCUUAUGCAUCUUCUUUUUUUCAGAAGCAGAAAAGCAGAGUCGUAUGGCUGCUUUGUUGGAGAGGCUUCAUGCCAAACAUAAUGCCUCAAGGCCAUGGCAGGAGACCUCCAAGGUUGUGCGUCAGGCCAUGGUGAGACAGAGCCAUCCUACAUUGUGAAAAUGUACAAAUAGUCAUGACAGCUGCUUACUCCAGUGACAGCCUUUAAUACUGACACUCCUCCACUCCCACCCUUUCUCAUAUGACUACAGUUAGUGGCAUCCAAACACCAAAGUCAACUUCAUCUCUUCACAAGGCAGGAGUUACAGACGCUUAACCUGCUAUGGAAAUACUGCACUCGGCUUGAACUAUUUUAUUCAGGGAUUACUUAAAACUUGCAACCUGAGUAAAUCCUUGAACGCUUAUUUAAAAUCUGCACUACCAGCCUUGUGUCUUGGGAGAUGUGAAAGACAGUCCCUAAUUAUGUCACACUGAGGCACCAAAGAAAAAGUAAUAAAUAACCACUUUAAAAAAAUUAAUUGCAAGUAAUCUCUUGUUUCCCUUCAAAAGUUUAUGACUUUGAGAGCUUACCUGAACAUGACCUUUAAAUGCCUUAACUAUUGUGCUGGCUAAUGAAGUUUUAAAAUAAACACAUGAAAGUCAAAUUUUGUUUAUUAAGCACUUUGUCUUUUUCCAAACUAUUUUCUCAUUCCUCUGUUUUUCUUCACACUGUGUCUCAGGAGAAACGGGGCGUGAUGAACGCAGCAGGUCACCAGCUCCUGCUCACCUGCCUGGAGACCCUGCAGAGAGCGCUGAAAGGUGAGACUGUCAAUGCGAAGGACGGGAACACAGGGGACAGCAGGGCAGCGUUUUUCCAGUACAGCAUGUCAUUUUCCACCAUGUCCACUCAAAUUAACUGUUGAAUAUUCUAGUUUAUGUUAAUGGACAGUGCCAGUGUUGCCUACACGCUGGUGGUGGACAAACUAAUAAAACAAAGUUAUAUUCUUACAUAUCAUUUGACCUUUGCUCUUAAAUGUUAUGCAGACACAUAUGUUGUGUUUUCUUUUAUACCAUCCUAUUACAGUAGGAUUUAAAAUUGUUUUUUCUAACUGUCAAUUUUUUUUUUCAGUGUCAUCACUGCCCUCUAUGACAGAUCGUCUGGAAUCAAUUGCUCGGCAAAACAUGUGAGUUGUUUUCCUUUUGCUAAUGUUUUCUCAUUUUGAUUCAGGUGGUAAUUUUUAAUAGUGAAACAAACGCUUGUGUCUAAAUUCAGCUUAAAAUUGACACGAAACUCUCACCACAGCUCUACUUUGUUUUUACAUGGUCAAUUGUAAUCACAUUUUUACGUGACUCUUAGUUGUAUUCAAACCACUCUUAAUUUGACUAAAGUUAAACUAACGUGCUUAUUUUUUAAUUAAUUUUCUGUUUUCUCAACUUGUGUGUUCAGGCUCCGCUCACACCUCAGCCCAUCAGGGACAGACUGUUACAUCACAUCGGAUAUGUUUUAUGUGGAGGUACAGCUGGACACCGGUGGGCAGCUUGUGGACGUCAAGGUUGCUCACCAGGGGGAAAACCCUACGGUCAGUUGGAUUCUGGUUGCUGAGCUCUUGCAGAAUCAUUUUUAUUUCUAGAAUGAUUUCUGUACUUACAGAGAUAAAUGUGUAAUGUUUUUUCGUCUUUAAUUUUGUCUUUCACAGAGUUGUCCUGAGUUGAUUCAGCAUUUGAGGUGUGUUAGAAACCACACUGUACACUCCCAAUUACUGUAGUUUAGAGUUCUCAUCUCUGUUUUGUAGAAUGGAGCUCAGACAUGUGAGCAGUAAUUGUGUAACUCUUAUGGGUGUCUAAACCAUCUCUCCCCCACUUUUCAUCAGGGAGAAGAACUUUGAAGAGUUUUCUAAACAUCUGAAAGGACUGGUUGAACUGUACAAACUCCCAGGAGACAAGUGAGUAGGAAUAAGACGAAACUCCAGACAGCUCAUUCAUUUGUUUAUUUUAUUGACCUUUAUUGACCUUUGUAUUUUGAAGCCGGAUCAACAUUUGGUUCUUCGAAAGUCUUAGUCUUUUUACAGAAUGCUUAGAUAUUACAUUUGGGUAAAACAGCUAAAAAUUUUAUGUCAUGUGGAUACCACUUAAUUGAAAUUAUUGUUUUUUAUCUUAUAUUAAUUAAUAUGUUGCAGUAAGCUGAAAACCAAGAUGUACAUUGCACUGCAGUCUCUGGAACUCGAUCUAACCAAGAUGAUGCACAUGUUUAGGUAAGUCCCUCAUCUCAUCUGUAGUUUUUUUAAUUUAAGGGUUUGAUGUGAAGUUUGAAGCAAAUGCUGAAGGAGGUUGUAUCUAGCCAGGUACAAAUAAUGAUAGUAAUUGUAAUAAUUUUAUUUACAUAGUGGAUUUGGUUUACAAGUGGAUGCAGAGGGCUUUACUAAUGAAAACAAUGAAUCAAGUAACAGUCAAAACAAGACAAAUGAUUAUUGAAACAGGAAAAUAACAUCAAAAAGAGGGUUAAAGUCAAAGAAAAUUAAGAAAGUAAACAGAGUUCAGUGCUUCAGAUGAAGAGGAUAAGAGCAACAAGUCUAUCUGUCAAGUAAAAACCAGCCAACACAAGUAGGAGAUUUAAAAUAGCCCACUGAGUUUGCCUGCCUGAUAUCGUCAGAUGUGAAAUCCCAACUGCAACUGCCUUUAGGAACCAAUUACUCGAGGAACCAGUAGUAGAGCCUGCAGUCAAGCUCAUGGAGAGUUAGUAGUUCACAGAUAUAGGCUGUAGUCUGGCCACUCAAGCAGUAUAAAAUGAAUUAUAAUACUCACAGGUUGCCCGAGUAGAGCUCCCUGCAAAGAUGUGUGUCUUAUAAUAACCUCUCUGAAGAAGGUCUUGGCUGCAGUGUUUUGAAUUAAUUGCCAUUUUUAGAUGUUACCCUCGCUGAGAGUGAAAUAAAAUGAAUUAAAGAUGUAGCUUACAGUGGAUGUCAAAGGGUUUCAUGAAUGACUAUAACUUCAAAAGAAAAUGUGCGUGCAACUUUAAUCUUCUGAAUUACACUUCUAGAAACAGGGUAAUGGCAUCCCCUCGUUUGUUGUAUUACCUGUAAUGAGAGCAGCUUGUUAUUAAAUUCAAGUAGUUAAACUGCACAUUUACCUGGCUGGUAGCAUUAUUGAUCAUAGGAGUGAAAAGCCGUAUAUGCUGAACCACCUGUGUAAUUUCUUUUCUAGGUUAGCAACCAAUGCUAACACGGUAGAGACUAUCCUUCAUGGCAGCGUUGGAUUAUUAACAGCUCGAAGCGGUGGCCAUCUUGUUACCCUUCAGUGUUAUGUAUCUCCUUAUGACAUAUUUGAGGAGGGAACAGGCUCACAGCUCAACUUGACAGACAACAACGGUAAGUCCAGGAAGGAAGUGAAUGAACUCUUCAAUGCGAAAAACAAUUAUCCAGCAUUUGCCGAAGCAUUGAAAAUAUCACUGACCAUCCCUGUUUUGUCUCCCUGUGUCGACACAUGGAUUGUCUUUGUAGUUCCACGCUCUCUGGGUGUCAGCGUCUCGGUGACAAUUGAGGGAACCUCUGCAGUGUAUAAGCUCCCAAUCGCUCCUCUCAUAACAGGAUCCCACCCUGUGGACAACAAGGGGUAAAAACUGUGUCUUCCUUUUUUAGGUGUAGAGAUAGUCAUGCAAACAUGGGAGACUAUAUGGCAUGAGUAAACAAACAUUCAAAGGAUCCCCUAGUCUGAGAUUAGAAACAGUCAAUGAUUUAUUUUGCAUGAAUUUCAGGACACCUUCCUUUUCUAAUGUGACCAACUCCAACUGUGUGGACCUGCCAGCUUGCUUCUUCCUCAAGAUGAACCGACCAAUGCCUUUCUCGCUGUCCUUUAUUCAGAGAUUGGGAAAUGCUUCUUGUGAGUUCACUCUAUGAACAUAAAAUGCUCAAGUCCAGUUUUUUUCUUUUGAUAAAAGCACGCCUGUUUUUCUGAUGACAUGGACUUAAAUUCCCCUUUUUUUUGUCACAGCCAUCCCAGUGUUCGAGAGUCCCCCUAGCCUUUCGCCUCUCUACCAACUGAUUGUUCAGAGUCAGCUGCAGCUCCUUGAAGAGGGCAGCUCCUUGCCUCCUCCAACACACAAUAUGCACUUCUAUUCUGUGAGUUAAAGACAUUAUACCUCACUUUAAACCAUUAACAGUAUGACUCUUUGAAAUUACUUUAGUUCAGUUUAUGUAACCUGUGCUACAUACUAUUAUCAUUAUUGCCUUGUUAUAACAGAAAUGUUUUAUGUAUUUACUGACCUGCUAUUAUGUUAGCCUGCACCCUUUUUGCAUACUGUAAGCCAGCAUAAAAUCACAAUUACUGCAUUAUUGGGCACUAAUUUGUCUUAGCGGUUCAGAUGCAGGCCUCAUGUGCAGAAGCAGUCCUCUUGGUCCUGUUCACAGCAGUCUCUAGUUUGACUCCUGGCCACAGGCAUUUAUUGCAUGUCACCCCCCGCUCUCUGCUUCAUGCAGUUCCUGUCUUUUCAACUGUCCUGUCUAAUAGAGGCAAAUUGCCCUUUAAACGACUCAAAACAUUACUGCUUUCAUACAGAGCAGUUCUUCAAUGAUUAUGGCAGUUUUCACAGUCAGUACAGCAUUGUAAUCCAAAGGAAUGGUUAUGUGUUUGAAUACAGCUACAUUCAUUUUCUGUCGCUUGAUAAGAGGAAGAUAGAACAAGAAAUAAACAGUGAAUAUAAACGCUCGAUUCUGCACUUUUUAUGCUACCACAGGUAUUGCCUGAUCAGCAGCACUGCUACUUUCUUAACGGUGAUGCCCCAGUCCAAGAUGGUCAUUCUCUUCAAGGAACACUGGUUUCAAAGAUCCCCUUUCGCCAUCCAGCACAAGUGCCUGCCCUGUUGGAUAUCAUUCGGCACCAGGCAGCUUACAACAACUUGAUUGGCAGCUGUGUGAAACGAACUUCCAUCAAAGAAGGUGAGUGUCUUGCCAUGGAUGACUGUGUUUGGACAUGUAUUCGAUUUUAACCGUUUGAUAAGUGAAUUUUUGUUGCUGUUUAUUCAGACACUGCAGGUCUCCUGCAGUUUGAAGUGUGUCCUUUGACUGACUCCAGUUUCAGCGUCUCUUUCCAGCAUCCAGUCAAUGAGUCUUUAGUCUGUGGUGAGCACUCACAUUUAUAAAAUCAUACUUAUUUAGCAUUAAUAGGUAUCAAUACAAAAUAUUUUGACUGUUAGUAGUACAACAUCAUAUUUAUUGUGGAAUUAAGUCCGUUAUCAGUGAUACAAAUGCUAAGUGUUAUCUCUCUUUCAUCUUUUAGUGGUAAUGGAGGUAAUUGACUCCAGACAGGUAUCCUGCAAACUGUACAAAGGACUGUCAGAUGCCCUGAUUUGCACUGAUGAAUUCAUUACCAAAGUGGUGCAGAGGUGAGAUUGUAAUUUCCUCCUUCCUUUAUAAAUGCAUCAUUUCGUGUUUUUUUUCUGUUCAAUAACUGUUUUCUCCCCCUUAUAGAUGUAUGUCCAUUCCUGUGACCAUGCGGGCCAUUCGGAGGAAAGCAGAGACCAUCCAGGCAGACACUCCAGCCCUUUCAUUGAUUGCACAGACUGUGGAAAUCAUGGUUAAGAAUAAUCUGCCACCCUCUGGUAGUCCUACAUACAACAUGGCAGCAGGUGAAGGAGCUAACCCCAUGGGGCUCCCAGGGCUAACAGGGGGCAGCACACCUACAGGAGGAGGACCUCCUGGAGGACCUAAUUUUGCAGGUCCAAUUACUUCUUUGUUUGGGAUGUCCCGAGCAGACAGGCAAAGCCAGGGAGGGGAGUGUCCAACUCAAGGAGGGGUGGCUGGCCAGCAACAGUUGCAGCAACAACAUCAGCAACAACAGCCUGGUCAAGGCCACACAGACGACUACAACAAAGUGACCCAGAAUCCAAUUCUGACAAGUCUGUUACAGAUAACUGGGAGUGUGGGAUCAAGUCCAAGCUCUCAAAAUGCACCACCACCCCACCAGACACCACCACCCACAUCCUCCCCUGCCAGCAACACGAAAAAUCAUCCUAUGUUGAUGAACUUGUUAAAAGACAACCCCACACAAGAUUUUGCUACACUUUAUGGUUCUAGUCCGUUGGAGAGGCAGAAUUCUUCUUCUGGCUCACCACGGACAGAAGGUAUGGGUGGGACCUGCCCCGGAGGUACCACCAAAAAGAAUAAGAAGCGUCCUAAGGGUGCUGGGAUGCCAGGAGCUGCUGGAAGUGCUGGCGCAGGUACUGGUUUAGGAAUGAAACCGCAGCAGGCCUCUUCAAUGCCUCUACACCACCAGCACCAUCAAGUCACACAUGAGGAUGACUUCCACCGUGAGCUCCUUUCUAUGGAUGUGGAUGCAUCUCAAAAUUCUAUCUUUGAUGUUAACCUGGCUGGUGACGGACUAGACACACCCCAUAGCAUCACUCCAGCACCUAGCCAAUGUGGGACACCACCCUCUGGCCCCGGCAUGCCUUAUUCACAGUCUCAUGUCCAGUCACAGCAGCAGCAUUCACAAGGGGCUGUACCACCUCGUAUGGUCCGUCUCUCCAGCUCUGACAGCAUUGGACCUGAUAUCACAGAAAUCUUGUCAGAUUUGCCAGAGCAGACUGGGAAAGGCAGCCAUGGGCAGCACCCUAUUGGCAGUGGUGGGGAGGAUGGAGGCCCUCUAGGCACACCAAUCCGUGACUCCUCCAGCUCCGGUCAGGGCAGUGCAGUCUUUGACUCUGCAGACAUUUUUAACACCAACAGCAAUGAGAAUCCUUUUACUGAUGCUGCCGACCUAAUUGCUGAGGCAGCUGCCACUGCCGCCACUCCCACCAGUGAUUCUUCCUCUACCAACUUCUUUCCUGAUGCUGCUGACUUCAACCCUGACCUUCUGACUUCAGGCCAGGGCUUCUCUCAGAACUACUUUGAUGACAGCUCCCCAAGUGCAGAUGGAGACAUGGACCUGGUCAAAAGUUUUGGGGGAAGUAGCCAGCAGAAUACUCCAUCAGGAACACCUCAGAACCCAACACCACAUGGGCAGAGCACUCCAGAGCCCUCGUUAAAGGACCCCUUUGAUAUGGGGAUAGUCUUUGGAGGAAACAGUGGUGGUGGUAAACCACUUCUGGGACAAGCUCCUGAUUUGGGUGACACACAUGGUGGAGGGUCUCAGAGUCCCCUCAUUAUGGGUCUUGGUGAUUUUAAAAGUGCAGAACCCAAAGUCAAACAGCAGCAACACAUGCGGCCUAAGGAUGAGAAUGGAGGAAGUGGAGGGAGCAGUUCUGGGAUGGGAAGCAGCUCAACAGAGGGCAAACAGGUCAAACGUAGCAGGACCCCAUCCAGUGAAGGCAAGUCUAAAGAAAAGCCACCCAAACGCAAAAAGCUGGACCCUGAUGGAAAAUCCCCCUCUCACAGCUCAGGGGGACGACCAUAUACGCCACCCAGUGGUGGCUCAGGUUCUGGCGGAAGCAUAAGUGGAGGAGGCUCCAAAUCUCCUGGUAGUUCAGGACGCUCACAAACUCCUCCUGGUGGGGCCACACCUCCCAUUCCCAAAAUCACUAUUCAGAUUGCAAAAGGGACCAUUACUGGGGGUAAAUCAUCAUCCCAUAGUGGGUACACCUCCAGCAGUUCAGCCACAAGCAGCACAGGAGGGGCAGGAGGGUCCGGCAGUAGCAAAAGCCAUCAUUCUCACUCAUCUUCCUCUGGGAAGAUUAAGUCAAAGGAUGGUUCAACAUCACAAGGUGGAAGCUCCAAGCCUGGGAGCACAGGAAUAGGAAGUGGGCCUUCCCAGUCUAAGGGUUCCUCCCAAGGAAUGGGUGUUGGAAAACCAGGGUCCUCCCCUAUCACUAAGCAUGGACUGUCAGGGCCUGGAGGUAGUGGAGGUAGCCUUGGAGGCAAUAAAAUUAAGACACAGGGGGGUAAGCCUCCUGGUUCUCUUAUGAAUCCCAACAUUAAACCAAACAUAUCUCCUUCCCACUCCCGCUCCAGCAGCUCUGGAGACAAAAUGUCCUCCCCGAUGAAAAUGCAGCAGUCUCAGGUCCCUGGAACCCCACCCUCCUCCAAAGCAAAAUCACCUAUGGGCUCAGGAAGUGGCAGCUCUGGAGGCUCCAAGUCCUCUGGUGGAGGCAUGAGCUCUCAGAAGCAAAUGGGUGGAGGCUCCUCCUCUGGUUCCACAUCUUCCUCAUCAUCCUCCAGCUCCUCCUCCUCCUCCGGUUCCAUGAACUUUUCAGGAGGCUCACAGUCUCAGUAUGGUGGUGGAAGUGGAGGGGGAGGAGGGUCUGGGGGAGGAAGUGGAAGUGGAGGUGGUGGUGGAGGAGGAGGUGGCGGAAGCGGGGGUGGAGGUGGUGGAGGGGGCAGUCAAAACAAUGCAAAUAACCCCAACGCCAAAGGGAAGUCGCCAAGCCGGAACAAGAAACCCUCUCUGACAGCAGUCAUAGAUAAACUGAAAAGUGUCGGUGGAGGAGGUGUGGGGGAGGAUGGUUGUGAGGGAGGACCACCGGGAAGUGGAUCUGGGUCUGGAUCUGCUCCUGGUAGUGGUGGCCCUGGCAAUGUGUCUGGUAGUGGACCUUCAAGUGGUCCAUCCAAGCAUUCCUCGUCUUCUCAAAGUGGGGAGUAUAAGCGUGAAAAGUCAGAUAAAGAGGCAAAAGCUAAAGUUUCUGUGUCAGGGGGGAGCAGUGGGGAUAAAAAGAUAAUGGACCAGAAAACAGGAGGGGUGGGUACGACAGGUCUGGCCAAAAUCAUUAUUAGCAAACCUGAUGGUGGCUCACCAAGCAUCAAGGCUAAAGUGACGCUUCAGAAAGGAGGGGAAGGAUCAGGUGACUCCAUGCGUCCCCAGAUCUCAAGCCUCAAAGCCUCCCCCCUCUUUAGUGGUUCCACUCCCAAGCAUGACCGCUCCUCCCCAAGCCACAGCCGCUCACCCGGAUACACCCCUCUCAACCAUGACAGCGAGAGCGAGUCUGGGAGCAGCUCUGUGGCAGAGAAGUCCCAUCAGAACAGCCCCAGCUCUGACGACGACCAGGCCAUUCGCCCACUUCCCCCCCAGGACUACAUGAGUUCAAUUCCCCUCAGCUCAGGGGAGAAGCACAAGAAACACAAGAAGGAGAAAAAGAAGCAAAAAGAAAGGGAACGGGAGAGAGAUAGAGACAGAGAACGGGACAGAGACAAAGAAAAGAAGAAGUCCUCAAUGUCCAUAGGACAAUCCUCACAUCAGAUAAAAGCAGACAGUUGGUCCCGAUCACCCAUUUCUGCUUCAGAUUCAUCUUUGUCGAUGCUGAGUUCAGAGCGUCCAUCCCGGCCAAGUCCAAUGUACAUAAGAAAUGAAGAUGACGACCUCAUGGACUCUGCCUUAACUGGCAACCUUUAAUUUUUUAUACUUAAACAUUUUUAUUUCUUUUUUUUUUUUUUUGGCCCAACCAUUUUAACAUGCCUUUUAACAUAAAUAACAAAUGUGUAUUUAUUUAAUAGUUGCAGCUAAUUGGAACUGGAUAAAAGAAAUUUAUAGGCAUUUUAAUCAUUUACCUGUUUUAUGUAUGAAAAGAGAAAUUUCCUGUCUGGAUAUCAUAGCGGCGAGAUGGUUUAUCAUGCAAGGAUUGGGAUACCAGCUUCAUUUGACUGUAGUUGCUUGUUAAUCUUGACGUCAAACUUCUUUAAACUCCUUUAAGGAUAUUUCUUAUUUAAGCAUAUUUUUACAGAAAAUGAUAGUUUUGUGGUUCAGAUCAUGCCAUACUCUGGUAUCAUUGAAUGUUUUCCCUCUGUGUUAAACAAAUAAGCUGCUGUUGAUAGGUCAAUAUAGUCAGUAUUGCCUCUAAACAGUUUUUUUUUUUUCAGAACAUGCUUAUCAUCUGUGAAAAGAACAGAGUGUUGUAAAACAAGAAGCGCACAGUGUUAAGUUGCCCCCUUUUUUUCAGAUCUAAAUGGGAAGUUUUAGAUUUUUAUACAUUUUAAGCCGUCAAUGUGUGUAUAAUAGUGUAGGGAAAAAGGACUGAUCAAGAAUGGGUAUGAUGACAGUAGAGGUCAAAUGAAAGCUGGUGAUUUUUUUAACUGUUGAAGUUUUGGAGGCUUGAAAUAAAUAUUUCACAUCUGACAAACACUUUGCGUCUCACCUCUUUUUGCCUCUUUAAAAAAUCUUUGAAUCCAGUGGUGAAACACUCUUUCCAUAAAAAGUAUGUAAGUAAAAGUAAUCUAAAAAUAUAACAUUUAGAAUAGAUUUAAAUUACUUCUUAUAUUUCCAUAUUGGCUCAUCUACAAAGCUACACUAGGUGGCAGCAGUGGAUCAAGAUGCUACAGUAUUGGCAACAGAGCCUUUUUUUUUUUUCUUCACUGGACUAAUCGGUUCCAGAGGUGAUGCAAAAAGGUUAAACAGAAUUUCCCGCCUUAUUGUCCAGAUUUUACGAGAGCAGAAUUAUGAAAUCAUGACACAACUGGAACGAAUGAUAAAGCAAAAAGCCAAAGAUGCUUGUUAUUUUAAAAGGUCACAAGGACUGUUGAAACCGGUAACAUCUGAAAAAGAAAGCUCAAACCUCAGCUGUUCAAGGCAUAGCACAGAGGACCUCUCUGUUUGCAAGGUCUAAAACACCUCAGGCCAUAUUUAGAUAAAAAUUCUGCUUGGCCAAGGUCAUUGAUCUGUAAUUUGAUAUCUCAGGUUCAAAGCAACAGGUUAGUUAGGUUAGCAGACUUUUUUAGAGCGUAAAUUUGAUUCAGGUCAGGUGUAUACUUUUAUAGAUUAAAACAGGAACAAACCACAUGUGACAGCAAAGUCCCAAAAAAUACACAAUUUAAAUUCUUUCCUUUCCUGUUCUGUGAGUUAUUAUGUGGCCUUUCAAAUAUCUGGUUCAGUGGGGAAAAAUUGCCAGCAAGCAGUCUAGUUGUGAGUCAGCAGGGUAUAUUAUUGAUAAGACAGAACAAAAGGAAUUCAUACUCCCCUUCGUCACCCUUUAGUCCCAAAUUAAAGCCCUCAAUACCUUAAUGAUGCCCCCGUCAGCUGAUCUCCGGACCCAUCAUCUCAAUUUCUCCAGGUCUAUUCAGUCUUGUCUUAACUGCUUAGCUUACAAAAAUAAACACUGUCUAUUAAAACAGCCUCUCAGUAUGGAGUGAAAAACACAGCGCUCAGCUUUUACCAUGUGGUCGUAUCAGCAACUAUAUGUACCUUAACAGGCAGAGGCCACCGAGGGGCAGCUGUUUUUUGUUGUUGUCUGGCAUCUCAUUUUUAUCCAGUUCCCUCGGUGCUCAUUUAAAGAACCCCUUAGCAAGGUCAUCUCACCCUUUGUUGAGCGUAUGUAACAAAUUACCCCAAAGAUUUAUGCUAAAAGGUGUUACGUUAAGCUGAAUACAACAGAACAUUAAAGCAGAGUUAUUGUUAUUUUGACCCAACCUUUGUACAUUACAUAUUCUUUGUUGUCUUGCUUUUUGUCAACUUCACAUGAAUCUUAAUCCAUGUGAUGACUGUGAUUGACUUUGUUGACCUUGGCUUUAUUUACCUCGACCUCUAGAAGUCAAAUUAAGUGUUUUUUUUCUGCUGACUGACAAUGAAACCUUACAAGACAUCCAACAUAGCAUCACACACUUGGAUACACAUUUCAAAAAGUCAAUAAUUCAUGUGAGCAUUUUAAUUUGCCAGCUCCUUUCAGUCACACAGGAGUAGGAUGUUGUGAGCGAAAAGGCCAUGGGGGGGAAAAUACACCAGACCGAGGUGUUUUCAAACAUCUAGAUGCAUGUCCUCUCGCUGCAGGCAUUUGACUACAGGAAAGAUGUUAUUUGAUCUGAGUAUAUUUCGCCUUUAGCUGUGGAACCACCUUAUGUUAUUGUGAUGCUUUCAUUUUAAAGUUUUAUGUUUCUUCUUCCCUACAAACUCCUAAAGAGAUACCCUCAACCUCUUUAAUAUCAGUUUACAAAUUCCUGUCACCACUUUUCAAACAAUUUGUCAAAUUCCAAGAAAAUAAAAGAAACCCAGAGGCUGCAGGCCCCUGUCCCCGAAGCAUCUUGGCUCCAAUUCCCUGUCAACUUUCUUAAACUGCUGACCCACGCUUUCCCUCAGCACAGCUAAUUUCUCCAUUGUCAGUCCUGUCACUCAAAUGCUCUGCCUGGCUUCACACUGAGUCUUAUGCUGCAUGGUAAAUAUCCACAUCAUUCCUGCUUCCGCUUCGCUUCAUGAUGUGCAUCUUUGUUGACUUUUUCUCCAACCUUUUAGGCCUAUGAAAUUUCUGUGCAAUUUCAGAUCUGGUCAGACAAUUUACUUUAAUAAUUGCUUUGAUGAAUUUCCUUUGAGUGUUAUUGUUGUCAUUGUGAGUUAUAUAAUGCUUUUACACUUUAUUUCUGUCAAUUUUAGCUGGUGAUUUAUGAGCUUUUAUGUGUUUGAGGCCAUACUAGCUGCAUGAUCAUGUUAAUCAGCACAGCGUUCUUGGUACAGACUAGAAUUUAUCAAGAAUUUUAUAGUGGAUUUCGUUAAACUUCUCACAAAAUACCAUAAAGGCAUCCAUGGCUGUCACCAGAUAGGUUUAAGACAUUUUGAUGGGUCAUGGAUUUUUCUUUAAAAACUUUUUGAUGACUGAAAACUUCUUAUGAAUCCUCAGACUACCUUGUGACCCUAGAAGGGACUCCUCUGAAUUAGAAAAGAUCUGUGAGGUAUGUCUCUGCAUGCAUGGGCUGGGUUAGCUAUAAUGCUGUUUGUAUUCAAAACUAGUCAACCAGUGAUGAAAUGUCCCUUAUAUAGUGUACAGAUGUGACUAAGGCUGUGAAUAUCUCCUUUACAAAACUGCUCAAGAUGAAUCUCAAUUCAAAGGUUAUGAUCAGAAAUUAAAUAUAGAAUAAUUGAGUCAAAAGGCACAAACAGUUUUCCAUGCUAUAAGAGUCAAAGUAUGAUCUUAACAGGUUGUUGUUGCUGUAAACACUCAGGCUCAUGUGUUUUUAAUUACAGCUACAGGUACAAUUUGUCUGUUUUUAGUGACUGUGAAGCGAAUGUAACUAUAUUUAAUCACGGCCAAACAUAUGGAAUGACAUCCCUCUAAUUUUGAUAAUUUAAAGGGUAUUUUCUGCUAUUCUGCAUUUUUUAUCUUAUGAUGUGACAUGUUUAUCAUCACUGAUUUAUUUUGUUCAAAGUAAGGAGAUGAAACUGACAAAAGCAAUCAUAUCUAAAUUAUGUUAUGGUUAACCUUAAGGAAACUAUCAUUUAACAUAUUACAGAGAUACAACAGAAAAAGUCAGUGUAGUCUGUACAACUUGAUUGCAGUAGUAAAACAGACAUAAGUAAUAAUUACUCCAAUAUGUACAUUCUCAUAAAUACAUACUUAUUAAUAAACUCUGACAUUUUGUUGGGAAAAUUUAGUUGAAUUUGUUGAAAAAUCAUCGAUAGUUGUAGUGACUAUGCUGACCUGAAUUUUAGUCACGGUCUGGGUGCAGGAGUGAGGUGUUUUUGACGUGCUUCUAGUACAAUCCAAUGUCCAAUCCAAGGUUGUUGUAGAGUUAUAUUUUUGCCAUUUAUUAAUUAAAUGAAAAACAAACCAAACAAGACAGAUGCGUCCGACUUACGACAAUGGUGAUGUGCGUGAUGAGGGUAAAAACCGUGUGCUCUUCCCGUUCCCCAGAUCCCUGCUUCACCUGA
This is a messenger RNA of Xyrichtys novacula (pearly razorfish), 15274 nucleotides long. The record is from the annotation of a GenBank genome assembly. Lineage: Eukaryota; Metazoa; Chordata; Actinopteri; Labriformes; Labridae.